Phalaenopsis equestris is the source of this 2679-nucleotide messenger RNA. Its product is annotated as phosphatidylinositol/phosphatidylcholine transfer protein SFH13-like. Lineage: Eukaryota; Viridiplantae; Streptophyta; Magnoliopsida; Asparagales; Orchidaceae. The record is from RefSeq and is a predicted model, not a curated record. The transcript has 15 exons. Bases 447 to 2294 code for a protein of 615 amino acids.
AAAUGGCGGAGCGAGAGGGGUGGCGCUGCUAGAGAAAACCUGGAGGGUGAAAGAGAGCGAAGGGACCAGUGUCCAUUUUUUUUUAUUACUUUUAGCAGACGAAACAGAGAAAUCCAGUGUCGGAGCUGGGAGGAAAACAGAGUGAAGAUAGAGAGGAAGAGAAGAAAAAUCGAUUCAAUUCUUCUCCCUUCUUACCGCGUUCAGUAGCCUUAAUCGGUUCUGAAAUAAAUUCAACUCGUUCGUGAAGCCUGCUUGCAGAUUUAUUCUCCUCGUAUGAUCGAUAAGGAGGCGGAGCUUUGGACUACCAAGCGGUGAUCACAGCUCCGGCGAGUGAGCGGAGUACAGCGAAGAUUUAAAAGUUGUCAUUCAGUAUUUUGUAACGUUUGGCCAUUACACUAUAUGUCUUCAACAAUCUGAAUCGCUUAAGCUCCCUCCAACUGAAGAAAAUGUCAUUGUCCCUUAGCGAAGGGCUUGAAGGAUCAUUUUCUCAAGACGAGAGGAGAGACCGGAGGUCAGAUGUUGAAAACUCGGAGGAUGAGAGAAGGAGAACAAAGAUCGGAUCCCUUAAAAAAAAAGCAUUGAACGCCUCCACAAAAUUUACGCAUUCUCUUAAAAAAAGAGGGAAGAGAAAAGUUGAUUCAAGAUCUUCUUCUGUUUCAAUAGAGGACGUCAGGGAUGAGGAAGAAGAGCGUUCCGUCUAUGCUUUCAGGCAAGAGCUCAUCGCUAAAGAUUUGUUACCGGAGAAGCAUGAUGACUAUCAUACGCUACUUAGGUUUCUAAAAGCCAGGAAAUUUGAUUUGACCAAAACAACUCAAAUGUGGCAAGAGAUGCUUCGCUGGAGAAAAGAAUUUGGAGCGGACACAAUAAUGGAGGAUUUUGAAUUUGAGGAGCUAGGCGCAGUACUUCACUACUAUCCUCAAGGGUACCAUGGAGUUGACAAAGAGGGCAGGCCUGUAUAUAUUGAGAGGCUUGGAAAAAUUGAGCCGAGCAAGCUGAUGCAUAUCACUACCUUGGAACGAUACCUAAAAUAUCACGUACAAGAGUUUGAGAAAGCAUUUCAUGAAAAGUUUCCUUCCUGUUCAAUUGCAGCAAAAAGACAUAUUAACACAACAACAACAAUAUUAGAUGUACAAGGCGUGGGUUGGAAGCAUUGGAGCAAAACAGUAACAGACCUUGUGAUGAGCAUUCAAAAAAUAGAUGGUGAUUACUAUCCUGAGACAUUACAUCAAAUGUUCAUUGUGAAUGCUGGCCCAGGUUUCAAGCUUAUCUGGAACACAAUAAAAGGCUUUCUUGAUCCCAAAACUACUGCUAAGAUACAUUUACUUGGGUCAAAAUAUCAGAGUAGAUUACUUGAAGCAAUUGAUGGAAGCCAACUUCCUGAUUUCUUUGGAGGUUUGUGCACCUGUUCGGAUGCUGGAGGUUGCCUGGGAUCCAAUAGAGGGCCUUGGAAUGAUCCUCUUAUCAUGAAGCUUGCUCGUAACGUUGAGGUAUCUUUUGUGAGGCAAAUCAGACGUUUGUCCGAUGGAAAGCCAUUAGGAAAGCCUUGCAUGCAACUAAGACCAUUGAAGGCAAGAUGCAGCAGUGACACAUCUGCUGCUGAAUCAGGUUCAGAUGCUGAUGAUAUUGGUUCACCUGUUGCAUCUAGAAAUGCGGAGUAUGCACGUCUUGCUCCAGUCCAUGAAGAAGUCAGAGGAAAUGAUUCGUGUUCAUACUAUAGCUGUGAUGACCAUUUUGUUGUGGUUGAUGAAGCUGCUGACACUGGUCAUGAUGGGUCGGGACCUUCCAGAUUCUCACCCAGAGGAGUGGGUGACCAAAUACAUCCCUAUGUUUAUUUAGGCGUUGACAGGCUAAACGAAGAAUCAAUUCAAGGAAUUGUAAGAUGUUUUGCAAGAGUCUUGAUAAUGAUUUUUUUCAAGCUUCUAUCAACCUUUCAUGCUUUAAUUAAGAAACAAAGCAGCCGGGUUGGUGCAGUUCAUCCUUCUGAUACAGUGGCCUCCCAAGCUGAAGAUAAUCAUAAAGUUCAAGAGGAUAUUAAAGAACAUGUCAAUCCUUGUUUAGAACGAAUUCAGAGGCUUGAGGAAAUGUUUAGUGAGAUCAAAAGAAAACCUGCUCAAAUUCCUGCCGAGAAGGAGCGUGUACUUAUGGACUCUUGGUACAGAAUCAAAUCUAUUGAGUUUGACCUUGAGAAGACGAAGAGAGUCCUGCACAGCACUGUUUUGAAGCAAAUGGAGAUUUCUGAGACGCUAGAUGUUGUGCAGGAGUCUAGUGGCAGGAAAAAAUCUUUUUGCCGAUAGAAGUAAAGACCAGAGUUUGGAGUAGCUGAGCAUGAGUUAGGAGCCAGAAUAGCUGUAAUUACGAAGGAGAAACAUGCAUGCAUUACACAUACAAAGCAUUUUUCUUCCCAAUCCUCUGCAACUCUUGUUUUGUGCAAUUUUGUGGAUGUUUAGAGCAGUUCACAAAUUCUUAGCAAGAGAGAUGUAUUUGGCCUGAAAUUUUAGUGGAGAGCGUUCAAUAGAAAUUGCUAGGUUUAGAUCAUGCAACAAUUAAACAGAACCACACGAGAUUUCUGUCAACACAAAAGAAGUUUUUGGUUCCCCUUCCUUUUGUCUUUGUAAAUUUCUCAUUUCCAGUUAUUCAUUUAAUUUUUUUUAUUAUUAUUAUGAUUAGUUGAUCAAGUAU